Psammomys obesus (fat sand rat) is the source of this 1119-nucleotide messenger RNA. It is a transcript of the gene Tmem26, whose product is annotated as transmembrane protein 26. The record is from RefSeq and is a predicted model, not a curated record. Lineage: Eukaryota; Metazoa; Chordata; Mammalia; Rodentia; Muridae. The transcript has 6 exons. Bases 1 to 1119 code for a protein of 372 amino acids.
AUGGCAGAGCGCAGGGGCAGAAUAGGGGGGCUGGUCUUGCUCAAGGCCCUGGCCACCCGGCUGCUGUUCGUGUUGCACUCUCUGGUCGCCGUCUGGCGAGUGACCUGGGUGAAGGAAGAGCACUGGUACUGGCUGCUGGCCCUCCUCAACCUCUUGCUGGUCCUGGAGACGGUGCUCACCCUCAAGUUCAAGCGCGGCAGAGGCUACAAAUGGUUUUCUCCAGCCAUCUUUCUAUACCUCAUCAACAUCAUACCGUCCCUGUGGCUCCUUGAAAUGCACCACGGAAACCAGUAUUGCAGUGCCCAGUCUGAGAAAAUGGCACAGAACGUUAGCAGAAGAGGCGAUAUCAACCAAACCAUGACGUCCCACAGACAAGCCAACGGAAUGGAAAAUAUCCUUGAGCUGGCCAGGGGCUUUGUAGAUAACUUAUCCAUGGUAUGUGAUCCAGUCUGGACCUUAGGACUCCACCAAACUCUGCUCUUAAUACUGAUCAUUGGACGAUGGCUUCUCCCCAUUGGAGGCACCAUUACUAGAGACCAACUCUCAGAACUUCUUCUGAUGUUUGUGGGGACAGCAGCUGACAUACUGGAAUUCACUACUGAGACUCUGAAAGAAAAUAACGUCAGAAAUAACCCUGCCCUGGUCUCUGGCAUCCUCGUGGUCUGGACAUGGAGUAUGCUGCAAUUUCCUCUCGACUUGGCAGUCCAGUUGAAACUGGUAUGCCCCUCUUCAGUGAAAGCCAGGGGCUUCCUCAGGUUGUUCCUGAGCCAGUAUGGUGCAGAUCUAUGGGCCAUUGGCCUCAGCUUCUUCAUCCAAGAUGGUCCCUUCCUGGUUGUGCGCCUUGUCCUGAUGAUCUAUUUCCAAGUGAUCAACCAUAUGCUGGUAUUCUUUGCUGUGAAGAAUUCGCUGGUCAUGGCUCUGCACUUCUACCGGCUUGUGGCUUUGAUCCUGGCCACCCGGGCUUCCAUGGAAGACCAUCCAGAAAGCCCCAAAACGCAGCCCAGUAGCCCAGACCAACCCUCUGAGAGUGGGCCCAGUGAGUGGGAGGACGCCUCCAGGGAGGCUCUGCCUUUGCAAGCUUCGCCUGUCACCUCUGAGGAGUCCUACCCCACACCUUAG